Camelina sativa (false flax) is the source of this 771-nucleotide messenger RNA. The record is from RefSeq and is a predicted model, not a curated record. NCBI's taxonomy places the organism in Eukaryota, Viridiplantae, Streptophyta, Magnoliopsida, Brassicales, Brassicaceae.
AUGUCGCUGAGGCCGAGCACACGCGCGGAGCUGAGGAAAAAGAUAUACAAGACAGGGGUCGAUGCCGAUGAGGCGAGGCGGAGGAGAGAGGACAAUCUCGUCGAGAUUAGGAAAAACAAGCGUGAGGACAGUCUCCUUAAGAAGCGUCGCGAAGGAAUGAUGCUCCAGCACCAGCAGCCUCUCGGCGGAGUUGGCCUCGACGGUCCCCAGAACGCUGCCGCUGCUGAGAAACGAUUAGAAGGUAUUCCAAUGAUGGUACAAGGUCUUUAUUCUGAUGAUCCUCAAGCUCAGCUAGAAGCCACAACUCAGUUUAGAAAGUUGUUAUCUAUAGAGCGUAGUCCUCCUAUUGAUGAAGUGAUCAAAGCUGGGGUUGUCCCACGUUUUGUGGAGUUUCUUGGAAGGCAAGACCAUCCGCAAUUGCAGUUUGAGGCUGCAUGGGCUUUGACCAAUGUUGCGUCAGGAACAUCAGAUCAUACUCGGGUUGUAAUUGAACAGGGGGCGGUUCCUAUCUUCGUUCAGCUUCUUAGUUCUGCUAGUGAUGACGUUAGAGAGCAGGCGGUGUGGGCCUUGGGCAAUGUUGCUGGGGACUCUCCAAACUGCAGGAAUCUUGUUCUCAACUAUGGGGCUCUUGAGCCAUUGCUGGCUCAAUUAAAUGAAAAUUCUAAGUUGUCCAUGCUAAGAAAUGCUACGUGGACCUUGUCUAACUUUUGUCGUGGUAAACCGCCAACACCAUUUGAACAGGUAGGACUACAGAAAUGGUUUCUUCUUUGA